Messenger RNA from Lytechinus pictus (painted urchin), 4731 nucleotides. RefSeq names its product cysteine-rich protein 2-binding protein-like. The record is from RefSeq and is a predicted model, not a curated record. The transcript is spliced from 15 exons. Bases 361 to 2787 code for a protein of 808 amino acids. NCBI's taxonomy places the organism in Eukaryota, Metazoa, Echinodermata, Echinoidea, Temnopleuroida, Toxopneustidae. Gene Ontology annotation, molecular function: histone acetyltransferase activity.
CAUACACCCCUGCAUGCAGAUAUGCAUUCAAGAGUCUUUUGUUAAAAUUUAGGUCUUGCUGUCUGACAUGUCCAACACGGGGUCCAACCACUAACAAUAAUAAUAUUGAUGAAAAUCUAUACUAGCCAACAUUUUUCUAAAUCUUACUUGUAUUAAACUUCCAAUUUUAUUUGGGAUUUUUUUUUCUUAUAUAGGAAUUACUAAUUAGGAUCUAACUUUACAGCUGGCCGAACGGCGGCAGCGCAUACCGCGGCGGCGCGGGCGGGCAGCGCAGCGGUCCAAUCUGCCACCAGUACAGUACAGUAGUUACCACUGAUCUGACAGCUGACCGAUCGACCUGAAAUAAAAUUUGAACAAGCGAUGUCAGGUGUAACUUCAAGUGAAGCUGAUCAGGGGGAAAAUGAUGAAAUUGAUGUGGUUUCCAUGGAUACGAAAUCCCCAGGAGUUAAUAGGGAGGAAGCUAAGUCACAGGAUGAAGACAUUAUCAUGGAGACAGUGGAUGACCAUGAUGCAGAAGAUGAAGAAGAAGAGUCCUCUAAUGUGACCAUCAUCCACGAGGAGGAAGAAAUGAGGGAAAAUGUAGAUGUAACAGAGGACGAGUCCUUGGGGGAUCAGUGUUACUGUGAAGGCAAAGGGGAUGGUCCGAUGAUCUCCUGUGAAAAAUGCAAGAAGUCUUUUCAUUUAGCUUGCUUCAAAACUGGCAAUCCUACAACUCUAGAAGGGGACAUUUUCUUCAAACUGAAUUGCAGUACAUGUAAGGCGCCUGAAGAUGAGACAGUGGAAAGAAUGAGAUUGACUUGGCAACAAGUUGUGAUGCUGUCUCUGUACAAUUUAGCUCUAAGAAGGAGUGGGAGGAGAGGAUUUUUUCGCUGGAAGGAAGACAUCUGUGAGUUUAUCUCUCUACACUGGAACCUCAUCUUUGGAGCACAUAAAAUCAAGACAACCACUUGGCAUGGUACAGUUGCUGGUGUAUUAUCCGUAGGUAACAAACAGCUUUUCAGAUCUGGCGCUGCAGAGUUCAAUGAGACAGGAUGGUGGACAUUGAUUGAAAACAAACCUCCAACCCUUAAACAAGAACCUUCAUUAAAAGCAAAACAAAUUGGUGGGAGAAAAGUGCGAACGGUGUUCGAGCCUACCAUCAAAGUCGAAGGUUUACGGAAUCGAAAGAGGGGCACUUCAGCUGAGUCAGCAAUAGAACUCAAGGAAAAGCGAUCAAGAACACAGGAAGCUAAGGAUAUACGACGAGCAAAGCAAGCUUCAGAAGAGGAAUAUAAGAAGAAACAUCAGAAAGACAGCAAGGACGAUGAGAGUAGUCUAGAUAGCUUUACUGGGAGUGAGAAUCUGGGUCAGCCGACUGCGGUACCUGAUUCCCCAUCAAUUCUCAGCCUUCUUGGAGGAGAUAAUAGUUCAGAUUCAUUCACAUCUAACCUGCUCAACGAGAGUGAUCUUACACCAGAAGUUAACCUUCCCAUCAUGCUGAUGGCUGGUGAUGAGGAAGAUGCACUAUGUCAUGGUGGGAGCAAAGGCCUAUCUGACUUAUCAACACCACCCCCACCCAUCAUUGUGAGUCGGCAAAUUAGCAACGAGUCCUCUCAAGAUUCUCUGAUGGAAGGUUUUAGUGAAGCCCCAUCUUUUGCAGGAUCUCUCAGAUCUCUGGAUAGUUCGGCAAACAGUGGCAAGGAGAACAAGUCAAGAAAACAUAGGGUCAAAGGUCAAACUGAGAUUAAGGGCAAGGAUGCAGCAGAGGAGGGGGAAGAAGACUCAUUUAAACCAAAGUUUCUUCCAAUGAGUGUGUAUGAGGAAAGACAGCUUCUGAAACUCUUAGAAUCAUGUUCUGAUGCAGUAGAUGCAGAUCCAGUUGCUAGGAGACUGAGGAGAAAGCUUCUUAUUAGACAGGAGAAACGAGCAAGGGGUCAGCCACUUUUUGACCUUGAUGCCUCCUUGCAGCAGAUGUUACAACAUCGGUGUCACAUGACACCGUCCAAGAUGGCACGGUCCGUCUUUACCCAGAGUCCUCGUAGGGGAGGGGUCAAUCCCCAGGGUGUGGGGAUGCAGUAUGUGUCAUCGGGUCAACAAGAAGGAGAUUACAGGAUUCUAGAUCGCUUUCAAAUGUCUCACUACUCUGCUCCAACUGUCCAUCAGCCUCAGACUUCAUUCAAAGCUCGUCUUGUUGGUUGCAAUGAGUCUGCUAUGAUGCAGAGUAUCGUCAGUCCAUAUACAGCUAGGGUUCUGAAGCCUUUCAUACGGCGUGAUGCAGAGUCCAAACCUCUCAAGCUUUGUCUACUCCAGGAGAUUGUGGAGCACCAUCGCAGAGUAGAUCCAUCAUUUCAGGCACCUCCUGUUGCACCGAUCGACUACUGCUAUGUUCGCCCUCAGCACAUCCCCUCCAUCAAUGCUCUCUGCCGAGAGUUCUUCUGGCCAGGCAUUGACUUAUCGGAAUGCCUUCAUUAUCCGGACUUCAGUGUGGUAGUUCUCUAUCGUAAGGUUGUGAUUGGUUUUGGAUUCAUGGUUCCUGAUGUCAAAUACAACGAAGCCUAUAUAUCAUUUCUCUUUGUCCAUCCGGAAUGGAGAAAUGCAGGCAUUGGUACUUUCAUGGUCUACCAUCUUAUUCAAACGUGUAUGGGCAAAGAUGUGACACUGCAUGUAUCGGCCAGUAACCACGCCAUGUUGCUCUAUCAGAAGUUUGGAUUCAAGCAGGAAGAACUCUUUUUGGACUUUUAUGAUAAAUAUUACCCUGAGGAUAGUCAGGAAUGUAGACAUGCUUUCUUCUUAAGGCUGAGGAGAUAGCACCAAGGUGAAUCAUGGAGCCGGUUAACCCAUUGGAUUUUUUUGAUAAGGACUACAUGUGUAUUCUGUGAAGUGUUGCAAAUGGAGAGGUUCAAAAAAAGAGACAACAGACAGACAGUAAACAACUCUGACUUUGGUAUAUAAAAGCCAAGUUCACCCCAACAAGAAAUAGAGUGGAUUGAGUUUACCCAUCUACGUGCAGCCUAGACAAGCCAAUUUGUUUGUAGAUUGUGAAUGCCCAGAUUAUCACAUGAAUGAAUCAUUAUGUUUUGGCUGAAAUAGAAGCAGAUUCCAUCAUGGCAUUCCUAUCACGGUAAUAAAAAUGCUUUAUAGUCUGAGAGUGCCAGCGCAUGAAUUUAUGAUUGAGUAAAUUAUCAUGUAAUCUAUGUAUAAUUUAGAGAGGUACUCCAAGCUGAUUUGAAAACAAACCUGUGGUUAAUUUAAUUCAGGCCAAAAAAUUAAAGAUUUCAUUAAAUAUGAUGAAAAUAACUUAGCAAGGUUAUGCAUUACUUUGAUGAAACAUUUAUUUAUGUCUAUUACUAAUGUGCAAUGAGUGAGCUGACAGUGUCUCAUCCCACCUUUCCUUUUUCUUUUGUUUCCCCUCAUUUUCAUCAGUUGAUGCGCAUUUCUCCUCUGAUAUCACUUUCAUGUAAUGAAAUACUAAACAAAAGGUAGAUAUAUACCAUCAUUGGCUCUCUCAUUACAUAUGGUAAUUGUGUUGAAAGUCACAUGUAACUUACAAACAGUUUAUGAAAUAUCAACCUGUUCUUGGGUGUUAAAUCAGAUUCUCAAUCAUCUUGAUUUUUCUCAGUUAAAGUUGGAAUCCCAGUUUUGAAGUAUAACACCCUGAUAUUUAUAUAUUUUUCCUUUAAUCAUGGUGGCCUACUUGUUAUUUUGACUACCAACUUUAACUGAUUGUGUAUUUUUUUUUCUUGUCAAUUUGUUCAAUUUUUGUGUAUUUAUUAAUUUUAUUUCUGUUUUAUAUAAGUAGUUAAUUGUGCGCCUUGAGUGUCAUCGACAGAUAUGUGCGCUAUACAAAUCUUUAAGUAUUAGUUUAUUAUUAUUAUUAUUAUGGUCUCUUCAGCACAGGAAAGCUGUUUUUCAAGAGAGCCCUGUAAAGCAUAUGAAUGGAAAGUUCAUAUUUUGUCAAUAUUUGAUAAGGGUUAUAUGAAAUUAAUUCCCACUAUACAUUUGGCAAAAACUGGUCUACCCCAUUUAGCAAAAGAAUAUGUAUCAGUCAUGUAUUAAUUUGGGUAUAACUUUUCACCCAGAAGGAAAACGAAAAAGGGAUAGACCUAAAAGAACAUGGCAGAGAACUGUAGAGAAGGAGAGAGAUACCAAUGGAUUGAAGAGUUGGAAUGAGGCCAGGGGUUGUGCUAUAGACCGCCAAAAAUGGAAAAAAAAAUCUUUUGUAUUUCAUUAUAUGAAAUUAGGUUUAUUCAAAAAAUUUCUACCAAGAACUAUAACAGGUGGAUUGACAACUGAUUAAGUGCACCAACGAACGUAGAGGGCAGCAACACACACUGCCCUCUACGUUCGUUAGUGCAUAAGUUAUGCAUUGCUGCAACUUAUUUCAUCAUAAAGGAGACACAUCAUUUGCACAUGUAUGAAAAAAUAAAACAAUCAAGGUUUCAUGUAAUAACAUAAGAAAAGGGAAAGUGGAGAUGUGACACCAUCAGCUCAUCUAAUGAAUAUUCAUGACGACGUGCAUAACUGUUUUCACAAAAUGUUGCUUAACUUUGAAAUUCAAUAACUUCGUUAUUUGUUAUCUGGUUUUGAUGAAAUAUUCAGAAUUUUGCUGUGUGAAUUUUACUUUAUUUAUUUAGAUAUUUAAAUAUCUUCAGCCCGGAGCAUCCCUUUAGGCCUUAUUUUUUCACUAUUUAGGAAAUUUUGAGCUAAGUUUUGAGCAGUCUGAUAAAAAUGCUAAUAAAGAUGUAAAGGCUA